GCUUUUUCCCUCUGGGAUGCCGCAGCCCUUACCCAGCCAGCGGCUUCCUAGUGCCAUAUCCACUCUGCUAAGGCUAUGCUGUCCCGCACCAGCCCCGGGCCAUGCGUCCUGCCCACUCCUCGCUCCCUCUCCAGCUGCGGCUGAGAGCAGGAGCGCUCCGGGCACCUCCCAGCCCCGGCCUCGUCCCUCUUCACCCGCGAUCUGAUCGCCCCCCGCCCGCCGGCCGCGCCGCCGCUCCGCAGCCGGGAGGCGGCCUGGGGAGGCCGCGCCCGCCCCAGGCCGCGGCGCUGGGGGCCGGCUUGGGCGCUCCGCGGCGGCUGCGGGGCUGCCACGCGUGAGUAGCGGGCGGGCCGGGCUGCGAGGGGCCGGGCCCAGCGCGGAGCCGGGCCUUCCCCUGCUCUCGGCGGGCCCGGGCCCGGCAGCGGCCAGGGCGGGCCGAGGCGCAGCGUGGCCGCUGCCCGCCGGCCGCGGAGGCCGCGGUGAGCCGGGGCCGCCGGGCCCCGCCGCGCCGCGGGAUGGCUUUGGUCCCCUACGAGGAGGGAGCGGGCUGGGGAGCGCGGCAGCUGCACAGCCCUUCGGCCACUUACCACUUCGUCAGCCGCACCAUCCGCAUCAAGCAGGACUGGCGGCGGCUCGGGGUGGCGGCCGUGGUCUGGGAUGCGGCUGUUGUCCUGUGUGCUUAUCUGGAGAUGGGAGGCAUUGAUCUCAGGGAUCGGUCUGUGAUUGAGCUGGGAGCUGGAACUGGAUUGCUGGGAAUAGUGGCCACAUUAUUAGGUGCUCAUGUCACCAUCACAGACAGGGCGGCAGCACUGGAGUUCCUGGAGUCAAAUGUUCAGGCUAACUUACCUUCUGAGCUACGUCCGAGAGCUGUGGUGAAGGAGCUGACUUGGGGAAAAGACCUGGGAAACUUCCCCUCAGGAGCAUUUGACUUCAUCCUGGGUGCAGACAUCGUUUAUCUGGAGGAAACUUUUGCGGAGCUGCUGCAGACGCUGGAGCACCUGUGCUCAGAGCAAACUGUGAUUCUUCUUUCCUGUCGCAUCCGCUAUGAACGGGAUCACAGAUUUUUGAGGAUGCUGAGAGGACGUUUCUCUGUGUAUGAGGUCCACUAUGACUCCAAUAAGGAGGUUCAUAUCUACAAAGCACAGAGGGGUAGUCGCAAGGACGACUUGUGACUCUCUGCUUUGUUAGUAAACCACUGAUGCUGUUCUAUCCUCCCCUUAUUUCUACUCGAUACACUUGUUCCUGAGCAUGUAAUUGCAAUUGUGUUAUUUCACUGGCUUCUUGUUCUGAUGGUCUUGUCUGAUCACUUGGUCUGACACAGCAAGGAUUGUACUUCUGUUCUGCAUAUCUACCCUCUACUUCAUUUCUCAGUAGAGUUGUAUAGGGUCUUCCACUGACUUUUUAUCAAAUGUAAUUUCUGAAACUGAUGUAAAUGGCAGAAAUCUCCAGGCAUCAAAAAAAGUCAUCAAAAGAUCUGUUGUUUAAAAAUCAAACCACACUUACUUUCUGUGGGAUACCUAAAAAGAGAUUAGAGUGGGUUUUUUCCCCUUAUGACUUCCUUAACUCCUGAAAAGUAAAAAUGGAUGAAAUAUAUAAGCUAAGACACCAGCUCUAAAUGCUCUAACAGUUCAGGCAUUCUGCAACUUGAAGAUUGUGGCAAAAGAAGCUACUUAAAGGAGAAAACCAACAAAGACAGCUGCUAUAAAGUGGUUCUAUUGCUGUUACUGCUGAAUUGAAGAGGCAUAGGGAAACAAAGAACGAGAUCAGGGGGCUGUGUGUGUGUGUAAAUAUUGCAGAGUAAGCCAACUUAGAAAUCAGUGGUGUUUUUACCUGACUUGCAAGCGUACCAAAGCAGUCAUGGUUCUUGAGCUGUUCCUAACAAGAAAACUUGCUUUCACACAGAUCAAGGCUCCUUGAGGCAUAUACACAUGGGCAUGUGCCAGCACAGAAAGUGAAACAAGGAGACUCAAACUGUUCUUUAAAUAUCAAUUCAAUCCUUGAUUCUCAAAGUACUGUUAAAUCAUGUUCUGUCUUCCUUUGUUUGUGGCUUACUCUGUCUCCAAGAGCUGCUAUUUAGGAGAAUGGGAUGCUGCUGUAAGUUUUUGUAGCUGGAGAGUACUUACUCUUGUAUUACUUGGGACCUUGGAGCGGUGUCUAGAUUUCGGCGUGCUUUCUGUGCACAGUGUUUUAAGUAAACAAUUUCAUACCUCGAGCUUGUAAAAACAUCUCUGUGUUUAUUCCGCAAGAUCCUAUGUGAGAAAUGCUGCAUCCUGGAAUCCGGCUCGCACCAGCAGCAGCCUUCCUUCUUUUUCUAGCGGUGGAACAAGGAACCUGGUGAAAACAAUGGGCUAACAGAAGAUGGCUACGCUUCUAAAGUGCAGGAAUUGCUAUAGUACCUUUUUUUUUGGUGGAUGUGGAACUUCUUUUUUCUUUAAACUUAACUUACAAAGCCCCAGGUUAAGUUCAGGCUUUAAGGAUCUGCCUGUCUGUGUCAGUGGCAACAGCAAACACCAGCAGUUGCUUUGGGCCAUGGACAUUAGAAGCUCUUUAUCACUUCUGCUUCCAUCAAACUUCCAACUGGCAAAGAUGCAGAGGGUCUGUGGUCCAGAAGCGAUAUGCAGACUGUAUAUGGAAAUGACACGUUCAUCAUUACAGCUCACGAAUAAAGCCCGAAGGUCUUGUGCUUUAUCCCUGCUGUGUCUCUCAUGUGUUUUCGGCUAAGUUGCUCGCUUGGCUCUGGACUUGGCCAGCAGAGCGUUGCUGCUCUAAAACACUUGCUUACAACAGUAUCCUUAGAAACCACAUGGUGUCACUAGAACAGUACUUAAGCGGCUGGCUGGGACUUUGCAGUCUGAAACUAGCAUUGAAGUCCGUUUGAGGGAAGGAAGACAGCACCUUUAAUUAAAACCAGAACACGAUAUGA
Molecule: messenger RNA, 2923 nt
Organism: Strigops habroptila (Kakapo)
Lineage: Eukaryota; Metazoa; Chordata; Aves; Psittaciformes; Psittacidae
Gene: METTL21A
Product: methyltransferase like 21A
Exons: 3
Coding region: 516-1172 (218 amino acids)
Biological process (GO): peptidyl-lysine methylation
Cellular component (GO): cytoplasm; cytosol
Molecular function (GO): protein-lysine N-methyltransferase activity
Source: RefSeq, a predicted model, not a curated record